CGGAGAGGCUAAUCCACCAGCUGAUUCACGGCUUCAUCCCAUCACCCCACUGAGCAGCCCCUCAGCCCGCUAUAAGGAAACAAACAAACAAACAAACAAACAAAGUUGCACUCCGAGUCAGGGGCGCCUCGUGUCUCCUCUCUCUUCUUUUAGGCAGCCCCCCUCCCUCUCUCCGCUCCCUCGCAGCCUCCCACUCCCCUUCCCUCAUCCCCAUCCUCCUUCUCUGUUUCGGCUGGAGGUGCCAGGACCCUCGGCCGCAGAUCCCCUCCCCCGCCGCUCCCGUGCCUUCUUGUCCGGCCCUCCCUCCCCCGCCGCGGCCGGCACAGCCAAUCCCCCGAGCGGCCGCCAACAUGCUUUUUGAGGGCUUGGAGCUGGUGUCGGCGCUGGCCACCCUCGCCGCGUGCCUGGUGUCGGUGACGCUGCUGCUGGCCGUGUCGCAGCAGCUGUGGCAGCUGCGCUGGGCUGCCACCCGUGACAAGAGCUGCAAGCUGCCCAUCCCCAAGGGCUCCAUGGGCUUCCCGCUCAUCGGAGAGACCGGCCACUGGCUGCUGCAGGGCUCUGGCUUCCAGUCCUCGCGGAGGGAGAAGUAUGGCAACGUGUUCAAGACGCACUUGCUGGGGCGGCCCCUGAUCCGCGUGACGGGAGCGGAGAACGUGCGCAAGAUCCUCAUGGGGGAGCACCACCUCGUGAGCACCGAGUGGCCGCGCAGCACGCGCAUGCUGUUGGGCCCUAACACGGUGGCCAACUCCAUCGGCGACAUCCACCGCAACAAGCGCAAGGUUUUCUCCAAGAUCUUCAGCCAUGAGGCCCUGGAGAGUUACCUGCCCAAGAUCCAGCUGGUGAUCCAGGACACACUGCGUGCCUGGGGCAGCCACCCUGAGCCCAUCAACGUGUACCAGGAAGCUCAGAAACUCACCUUCCGCAUGGCCAUCCGUGUGCUGCUGGGCUUCAGCAUCCCCGAGGAAGACCUGGGCCACCUCUUCGAGGUCUAUCAGCAGUUCGUGGAGAACGUCUUCUCCCUGCCUGUGGACCUGCCCUUCAGUGGCUACCGUCGGGGGAUCCAGGCCCGGCAGAUCCUGCAGAAGGGCCUGGAGAAGGCGAUCCGUGAGAAGCUGCAGUGCUCCCAGGGCAAGGACUACUCGGACGCCCUGGACAUCCUCAUCGAGAGCAGCAAGGAGCAUGGGAAGGAGAUGACCAUGCAGGAGCUCAAGGAUGGCACCCUGGAGCUGAUCUUCGCUGCCUAUGCCACCACGGCCAGCGCCAGCACCUCGCUCAUCAUGCAGCUACUGAAGCACCCGGCCGUGCUGGAGAAGCUGCGGGAGGAGCUGCGGGCCCAGGGCAUCCUGCGCAGCGGCGGCUGCCCUUGUGAGGGCACACUGCGCCUGGACACGCUCAGCGGCCUGCACUACCUGGACUGUGUCAUCAAGGAAGUGAUGCGGCUCUUCACGCCCAUCUCUGGGGGCUACCGCACUGUGCUGCAGACCUUCGAGCUGGAUGGUUUCCAGAUCCCCAAAGGCUGGAGCGUCAUGUACAGCAUCCGGGACACCCAUGACACUGCGCCCGUCUUCAAAGAUGUGAACGUGUUUGACCCCGACCGCUUCGGACAGGCUCGCAGCGAAGACAAGGACGGCCGUUUCCACUACCUGCCGUUCGGUGGCGGCGUCCGGACCUGCCUGGGCAAGCACCUGGCCAAGCUCUUCCUGAAGGUGCUGGCGGUGGAGCUGGCCAGCACCAGCCGCUUCGAGCUGGCCACGCGGACCUUCCCCCGCAUCACCCUGGUCCCCGUCCUGCACCCCGUGGGUGGCCUCAGCGUCAAGUUCUUUGGCCUGGACUCCAACCAGAACAAGAUCUUGCCAGAGACGGAGGCCAUGCUGAGUGCCACUGUCUAAAUGCCCAGCCAGGCUGGGGGGUGGGAGUGGAUGGAAGGGCAGAAACCUGUGUGUGGGAGGGGGUUGGAGCAGGGAAAGGGGGAACAGCCCCUCCCCCACUCGACCCUCCCAUUUUCCCCCCCUCCCUGAUGAACCCUACCCAAAGCCAAAAGGGCCGCUUCCUCCCAAGAGAUGGGGGCCCAACUCCUGGCCCCCUGCUUCUCUCCAGUCUCUUCUUGCUCCCU
Molecule: messenger RNA, 2113 nt
Organism: Sorex fumeus (smoky shrew)
Lineage: Eukaryota; Metazoa; Chordata; Mammalia; Eulipotyphla; Soricidae
Product: cytochrome P450 26B1
Exons: 6
Coding region: 351-1889 (512 amino acids)
Biological process (GO): sterol metabolic process
Molecular function (GO): heme binding; monooxygenase activity; oxidoreductase activity, acting on paired donors, with incorporation or reduction of molecular oxygen
Source: RefSeq, a predicted model, not a curated record